This is a messenger RNA of Schistosoma spindalis, 3236 nucleotides long. NCBI's taxonomy places the organism in Eukaryota, Metazoa, Platyhelminthes, Trematoda, Strigeidida, Schistosomatidae. The record is from the annotation of a GenBank genome assembly.
GGUCAAUGUGGUACUUUCACAGUCAUGGAAGUAUUCCGUUUUAGACUGUUGAAAUUUUAAUAUUUAUCAAACCUUCUGAUUCAGUGUGACUUUCGAAUUUCAAUUGCUUAUAACUGCAUAGAAUAUUUUGUACAUUAUGUAGCUUGUGUUUAGUCUCUUCAACUAUAUAUUGACUCGCAUACACACCCGUUAGAAUUUCGCGCACGUUUAUGCUCGUUAUUAAUUAGCUGACGAUACUGCUUUAAUUAGUGUUUCUGUCAGUCUUUAUUUUAUCUAUCAAUGUCAGGAAACCAAAUAGAAAAUGAAAUGGAGACUGAGUUAAAAUGUCGCUUGUUCUGUACUUCAAUAUCAAUGGCUUCGAAAAAGUUAGAGGAAAUAGAGUCAGGAAACACUUUAUCAGUGAACAAUUCAGUUCCUCUUAAUUCACCAUGUGAAACAUGGAAAACGCAUCCUAUUGAGGUUUUUCAGAAGAGAUUAAGCUCUAACAUUAAGAAAACUAAGACUACUUCAAAGUCAGUCACGGAGUUUUAUCGACGACAAGAUGAACAUAUUCGUGAAUUGGAGAAGAUCGCAACCAUUAUGGAGGCAGAGACCUCUGAUGUGGAAGUAACCUCCAAUCAUCAUUCUAUUAGGCGGCAAACGCGAAUUAAUACGAUGAUUAUUAGUAUUGUAUUUUGUGCCAACGUGGUACUUUUAUUGGGUAAAGCUGUAGCAUCUGCAUUAUCAGGGUCAUUAGCAAUCAUAUCAUCUUUGUUAGAUAGUUGUGUCGAUUUGGCUUCCGGUGGAAUCAUGUGGUUUGCUGCUCGUCAAAUGCGUAAAAGGAAGCCAUACAAAUACCCAGAAGGGAGAACAAGACUUGAACCAUUAGCAGUGAUUGUACUCUCUGUAUUUAUGGGUAGUAUAUCCAUACAACUUCUAGCUGAAUCUGUACAAGCCAUUGUUCGUAUGUCACAAAAUAAUCAAGAGGCACCACACGUUAGUGAUUUAGCAUUGGGAAUAAUGGCAUCCGUAAUUGUGACUAAAUUAAUCUUAUGGAUCAUUUGCUUUAAAUUUGGUGGUGGAAUGGCUAUCGAUGCGCUUAAAACCGAUCAACGCAAUGAUAUACUUACAAAUGCUGCAUCAAUUUUAUUUAGUGGUCUUGCUGGACGUUUACCUCCUUUACUAGGACAAAAACAAUACGAACAUCUUAAGUAUUUAGAUCCCGUUGGAGCUAUACUUAUUGGUUCUUAUAUUUUGUAUUCUUGGUAUCAGCUUGGUGCUGGUAAGUUGACGAUUCUUACAAAAUAUUAUUUUCCAUUCACAUAUAAAACUUUUAAUAGAGUUUGGUCGCGGCUAGCAAUAAGAUCCAAGAGGCCUGGCUCGUCCUAUUUCUAAUUCAUCAGACGCAUAAAUAUGCACACCAAUCUUGAUGCUCAUGCCAAGAAUCAAACCCAUUACCUUAUGACUAAAACUCUCGACACCUUGUUCACUUAGUUACUGAUUCCAUUUACCCAUUGACUUGUGAAACUGUGCAUUCGAAGAGAAGGGCAUUGGGUUUGAGUCUGUGUGUCAACACGUACACUGGAAUACACCUACAUUUAAUUAAUGAAUCUCAAACAGGACAAAACGCAUGUUAUGAAUUCUACUCCUGACCAAUAUGAAGCAUUUCCGAAAAUUGCUUGUGACCUAAUGGAAAUAUCUAGGAGAUCCUAUCAGGAUUUGCUUAUGCCCAAAAACCCUAAUUAAUCCUAGUCGAUAUCAACAACAGGAAAAUUCAAAUGCUUAUAGAGAAAACUUAGAAGUGCUUUAGUUGUAAAAGAAUAUGAAUAUAGUUACGUUUCAGCAUAUCAAAACUCGCUUUUACGUGAUGUUGAUUUACGCCUAGUGUUCGUGAAGCACCUAUAAAUGAAUAAAGUAUUUUUCAUAUAACAGAUACGUAAUCUAGCUGGUCAUACAGCAAAUCCAAGGUUUAUUCAAAAGAUUGCAUUCGUUUGUCUUAAUUAUCACCCAUUGAUUGAACAAUUGGAUACCAUUAGGGCAUUUCAUUUUGGUGAAAACUUUUUGGUUGAGGUUGAUAUUGUGUUACCUAAAGAAAUGUGUCUUAAAGAAGCUCAUGAUAUUGGUGAAGGGUUACAAAAGAAAUUGGAAAAAUUAGAAACAGUUGAACGAGCUUUUGUACAUUUAGAUUAUGAAUUUUCGCAUCGUCCAGAAACUGAGCAUAAAAUAGUUUAAAGAAGAAGAAAGAAAUUUCAUUGUAUUCUUUUUUUUCAAGUCAGUUUAAAAUGUACACAUGCACAACUACUUAUUACAUGUUCCUAUAUAAAACAUAAGAAAUUGACAAUUAAUUAUACUUUUUAAUAUUAAUAUUUAUGACCAUGAAUACACCAUGUAUCUAGAUUAGUUUACUGGAUUUCUUUCAUUAUUAAUUUCCUUUCAGAGAUUUUCAUGCUCUGUUUCUAUGUUUAGUUAUUUCAUCCAUUUUAUAUUUGACCAAUACAUAUAUUUUCUGUGCAGAUUUACAAGCUUACAAUCAAUACUAACAUUCUGUAUUAUUUUAUAAUAGACAAAUAAAACUAAUAGUAAUUUUCCUAAUUAAUUUAUAAAAUACAAUGAAAACUGAUAUUUCUUAACAACAAAGACAAUCUAUACCAAUAUAAACCAUUGGCUCCAAAUUAACUAUUAUUAUUAUUAUUGAUAAUGAAACCAUUAAAUUCAUAUUCUUGUUUAUCCAUUGUUUUACUAUAUAUAUAUGAUGGAUAAGCUCGUUCAUCAGAGUUUAUAUUUAUUAAAAUUCUCACUAGAUUAUGGGGGUUUUUGUUACAAAGAAAAGGAAAGUUAUUAGGAAAUAAUUCAAAUGUUAAUAUAAGAUUGUGUGUUUGUUUUUUUGAUUUCGUUAUUUUGUUUACUUUCACUGUUUAUCUGAAUAGUCCAUAUUAUCAUAAACGUUAUUAUUAUUUAAAAUAAAUACUAUCGAGUUUUUCAUUAGUUUUUUUUCUUUCAUUCAUAUAACUUGGUACAAUAAUAAUUUUGAUUAUCAUUUAGUUAUUUUUUAAUUAGUUUAGAAGGUGUACAUAUUUAUUAUGAUUGUUGACUAACUUUUUUUCUCAACUGAUUGAUUUGUGUUAUUUUCUUGAAUUCACUAAGAAUAAUCUUUCUCCCAUUUCAGUUCUUUAAUGAUAUUUAUUUUCAUGUUGAGACAUUUACUCUUCUAAAUCUGUAAUUAAAAUAUCAGAAGGUCAAAGAAAUGAUUAUCUGUG